CUGAUGUUGAUAUAAUUCAGUACAAAGAUGAAAAAUGGAAUUUUUUGCAAGGGUUAAUAUAGUAUGGUAAUUACAUAGAGAUACAUGUAUGUGAUGGCUUGAUAGCAUAUACUUUGAUCAGCAUUAGUCAAGUUUUGAAAUCACUUUAUCCCGCAGCAAAUUUUUUUACCAAGCGCUGGUACGGGACAGUGGGUUUGAAAACCUGACUGUCCCGUAGCUCAGUGCUACAAAGUGCUCAUACGGGAUAAAGGUGUUUGACUUCGUGAAUAUCCCGCGAGCCCUAUAAAAUUACGUGACAGUGUAACUUCGAUUCAUCAUAUCCCGAUCUGUGAAAAACAUUUGUCGGGGUCGGGACUAAUAAUCAGAUCUAAAGAAUUCCAUUAGAACCAUGGCUAUAACAGAAUUACCAAGUUCUGAGGCUUACUUUAACACAUCCCUUCCAUGUGGCACUGCAGUGUUUGUAGGAUGUGAAAAUGGCAGUGUAUAUGUAUGGCGAGUUGCAUUCAGCUAUUUCAAAGGGAAAGAACCAAUGAUUGUUCCAAUCUCAAUAUUCCAAGCUUUUAAUGGUACACCAGUCCAAACCAUUGCAGUAGAAUCUUCAGUAAAUGACAAGGAUUGUAGCCGGAUAGUUACAGGAUCAUGUCACACUUUAAAUGAAGAGAAGGGAGGUCAAGGAGAAGUCAAGCUAUGGGACAUAUCUGAACUUUUAACUGUCCAAUCAGGUGAUGAAUUAAAGAAGCCGGUUCUCCUGAAGAUGAAGGCACGACAUGAAAUAGCUAUAGCAUUAUUACAUUCUGAUAGAAAAGAAUGGAAUUUUGGCAUAAAAGCUCUGGCAUAUUCCCCUGAUAAUGCAUACAUUGCUGUAGGGUUUGGACUUCCAACUUAUCUGAGUGGAGCUGGAGUGUUCCUUGGAGCUGUGGUGAGAAAUGAAACUUUGGAGACAGCCUGUGUGAUUGAUGGAGAGAAUUACCAGUUGCACUAUUUGGAGUUUGACAAGAAUUACUCCAAUGGUGAAACCUACAGACUGCUGAUAUCAACACCAUAUACAUUUGAAGUAUGCCUUAUUACUCC
This is a messenger RNA of Owenia fusiformis, 1071 nucleotides long. Lineage: Eukaryota; Metazoa; Annelida; Polychaeta; Sabellida; Oweniidae. The record is from the annotation of a GenBank genome assembly.